Molecule: messenger RNA, 750 nt
Organism: Cynara cardunculus var. scolymus (artichoke)
Lineage: Eukaryota; Viridiplantae; Streptophyta; Magnoliopsida; Asterales; Asteraceae
Product: agamous-like MADS-box protein AGL80
Exons: 1
Coding region: 1-750 (249 amino acids)
Biological process (GO): positive regulation of transcription by RNA polymerase II
Molecular function (GO): protein dimerization activity; RNA polymerase II cis-regulatory region sequence-specific DNA binding; DNA-binding transcription factor activity, RNA polymerase II-specific
Source: RefSeq, a predicted model, not a curated record
AUGCCGAGGAGCAAAGUGAAGCUUGAAUACAUAACCGAUGAGUAUGCAAGGAAAACUUCCUUCAUGAAAAGAAAAACUAGUGUGAUGAAGAAGUUGAACGAGCUAUGCACUUUAUGCGGGGUUGACGCAUGUGCUAUCAUGUAUAGCGAAUACGAUCCUGAAGUUGAGGUGUGGCCCAGCAACGUUGGUGCUCAAUUCGUGCUAGAUCAGUUCAUGAUGAUGCCUGAGGUGGAGCAGAGCAAGAAGAUGGUGAACCAGGAUAGCUACAUCAGAAAAAGGAUUAGCAAGGCCAAGGAGCAGCUCGACAAGCAUAUGAAGGAGAACCGGGAGAAGAAGAUUGGCAUAGUGAUCUCAGAAUGCUUGAGUGGAGAAGCAUCUGUGGUUAGCUUGACCCUGAUGGAUUUGAAGGAUAUGGUGUUUUUGAUUGAUCAUUACGUCUCAGAAAUUGAUGCAAGGCUUGAGUUUCUCAAGGGAGGGGGACCACCACCACCACCACAGCUAGUUCAACCACAAGCAAAUGUUGGUGGUAGUAGCACAGAUAACCAUAUGGUGGAAGGAGGAGUGCCUGCAGAUGGCUAUGUACCCGUGGUAGAGAACGCUGGAGCUUUGGAUGGGAUAAUACCAAAUACCGAAUGGUUCACCGACUGGGUGGAUGGUUUGGGUUUUGGUCAGGGGGAUCACAUGACGAGUAAUUCCCCUGCUGCUGACCCCAAUCCUCCAUGGUCGAGUCCUUCUUCAAAAACAAGUUAA